Molecule: messenger RNA, 1771 nt
Organism: Bipolaris sorokiniana ND90Pr
Lineage: Eukaryota; Fungi; Ascomycota; Dothideomycetes; Pleosporales; Pleosporaceae
Exons: 1
Coding region: 105-1271 (388 amino acids)
Molecular function (GO): hydrolase activity
Source: RefSeq, a predicted model, not a curated record
CUCGAAUCACACGUUCCUUUACAUGAAAAUCAGCUACACUAAGCACCAAGUGUUUAUCGCUUCAUCCAUACUUUUGAUUCACUCCCACGUGACAAGCUAUCAACAUGUCAGCUUCGCAGCUGCCGCCUCUGCCACUGUCAGACGGCAUCACCGAAAACUAUGUUCACUGCCCAUCCAACGGACUCACUUUUCACGUAAUCGAAGCUGGCUACACGUCAAGUCAACAUAAACCUCUCAUCGUUCUCUGCCACGGUUUUCCCGAACUCGCCUUCUCCUGGAGAAAGAUAAUGGUGCCUUUAGCAGACGCCGGCUACCAUGUCGUUGCAUUCGACCAGCGAGGCUACGGAAGGACAACUGGCUGGGACAAUUCAUCAUUCAUCAAUACCAACUUGUCGCAAUUUGCUAUGACUAAUGUCGUCCGCGACGUGGUUACCCUGGUCAACGCCUUGGGCUAUCGCCAAGUCAAGUGUAUCGUCGGUCAUGACUUCGGAGCUGUGACUGCUAGCAUGUGCGCUUUGAUGCGCCCGGACUUUUUCAAGAGCGUUGUAAUGAUGAGCCAUCCAUUCAAGGCUCCUGAGCCCCUUCCGUUCAACACAGCUCGAGCUGAGCGCCGAAUGGACGCCUCUGCACCGCCACUUGAUAUCCAUGCUGAGCUGACGAGCCUAGCUGAGCCAAGAAAGCACUACAAGUGGUACAACAGUACUAGUGUAGCAGCACGAGACUGGGCAAACCCUGCCCAAGGUUUGCAUGAAUUUCUAAGAGGAUACAUUCAUGUCAAAUCAGCCGACUGGAAACAGAAUGAACCUUACCCCUUGGAGAGCUGGACAGCCCAAGAGCUGGCAAAGUUACCCUUCUAUUACAUUAUGCCGAUACGCCUAUCCAUGCCCGAAACUAUUGCUAACAUGAUGACUGGCCAGGACAUGUCGGCGACCAAGUCAUGGAUGCCCGACCGGGACCUUGCGGUUUACGUGGAAGAAUGGUCGCGAACAGGCUUCCAGGGUGGCCUCAACUACUACCGCAUAACCACUGAUCCAGAUCGUAUGAAGGAUCUAGAGCUUUUUGUAGGCAAGAAAAUUGAGUGCCCUAGCACCUUCAUCUCAGGCGCAAACGACUGGGGGAAUUAUCAGCAACCCGGGGCCAUUGAGUCCUAUCCAGAUUCUUGUUCCGACUUCCGAGGAAAUCAUUUCAUCAAAGGCGCAGGUCACUGGCCGCAGCAAGAGCAGCCAGCGAAGGUCGUGCAAGAGUUACUGGCGUUUCUCAACGGUCUCUGAUGCUGCUGCACUUUCUGUCUGUCUGAUUUCCGUUCAAGGUUACAUUCACAUCCAACUCUCUAUCUAUGCAUUGUACGUCGACUAUGUCAACUGCAUGCACAGACCAAAAGUCUCUUUGGGCCUAGGCCAGCGCGGUGACCCUGAGGCUGUUUUGCCACACCGCCCUUACUUGACAAGCCCCGUCAUUUCAUGGCCGCCACCUUGUGCUCGGGUUUGAGAUACCAGAUCUAAAGUCUUCGCAUCAGCCUCCGACGUUCACUUACCACUCACCAAAUUUGCUCAGCCACUGAGGUCAAUGGUGUCCGUGCUCCAGCGCAUUCGCCUAAAGCGAUAAAUGCGGUAGUAUGCUUGUCUAGUCUACAUGAAUCCUACUAUACUCUGCAUUGCAUGUUAUCUAUACGUCUGACACGAGAGUCUAUUUCGGUUGGUUUAUUGGCCCUAGGGACAUCAUAAUAACAACAACAACAAAUCCAAACAAUCUACCAAUUGCGACAGAGAGC